Molecule: messenger RNA, 892 nt
Organism: Epinephelus moara (kelp grouper)
Lineage: Eukaryota; Metazoa; Chordata; Actinopteri; Perciformes; Serranidae
Exons: 2
Coding region: 23-829 (268 amino acids)
Source: RefSeq, a predicted model, not a curated record
UUUGCCAUCAUCCUCCUCGACCAUGUAUUUGGACUCAAAUUUGAGAGCUGAAGUUUUGUCCUCAAUACUUGGACAAAUCGUUAAACCCUGUGACAAGAAAGGAUAUCUGACAACAGAAAAUAGUUUGUCUGUUGAUGACUUUCAUCUCUACACCAUCACUGGGAAACGACAGGCUUAUGUGACUGAACGUUUCAUUGAUGAGAAAAAUUUCUUUGACCCAAGUUAUGACUUCGACUUCACCAAUUUCUCCGACUCUGAGUGCCUGAGAGGUGAUGAGCCUUAUAAGCGCCCAAAAGGUUGGUACCGCAUGGCCUUGAAGGUAAAAGGUAAAUAUCCAGAUGGAGACACCUGGUUGGGCACAAACGGGUGGAGGAGUCGCUCUGUACCUGGAGAAUGGCCUGUUUCUUACCAUGGAACAAGCUUAGGUGGAGCCAAAGGCAUCAUCACAGCUCACUACAAAGCAGGUGAUAGAGCUACGUAUGGAAGAGGAAUCUACUCAACACCAGACAUACGUGUUGCUGAGGAAGAGUGCUAUGCCCAAACCUUCACAUCGAAGACGACGGGGAAAAGUUACAAAGUGAUCCUGCAAAAUCGAAUCAAUCCUGUUAAGAGAGAGAUUUGCCAAAGAUCUAACUACUGGCUCAUUCCUGUUCACAAAGGAGUGUCUGCUGAGGAGGAGAAACAGAUAGCAGAGAGCUCGAUUCGACCUUAUGGCAUCCUGAUUAAGGAAAUCAGUGACAACAAUGAAAGCAAUCACAAUGGAACUGGAUCACUUAAAGACAGAUGGAGGAGUUUCUCUGUAUCUGGAAGGCGGCCUGUGCCCUACUGAGGGACAAGCUUCGGUGGAGCAAACAGGAAAAUCUUUAUCUGGUGAUUUAUUGUACCAGUGCUC